UGUGAAAAUUCCGAUUUACUUCCCGAACUGAUUUAUUUUUUCAUUUUAAUAAGAAUAUGUCACUUCCAGCAUUAUAUGAUGCGUAGAUUGGUCAGUGGUUGGGCGGGCGGCGAGCGAGGGCGGCGCGCGCGCUCCAGUCCGCUUCCGCCGUCCGGUGCCUUACCAACUUCCAGCCGCUUCGCAACCAACACUUCGCGUCAAAUCAUCUCUCAUUAUAAACUUCAGCCACAGUUUAAAGUUCAAUAGUGAUCUUGCAAUUUUAAAUUGUUUUCGUACUCUUUGUUUAUUGCUGUUUUUGUUAACAGAUUUUCUUGAAAAUAUAAUUAUUAAUCCCAACUUGUUCUGUUUUAAGUUACAAAACUUCGUGAUAGGAGUUGGUAUUCAAUCAAUACAGUGUAUUGACAGAUCAAAUCACUUAACAGUAAUAAAAUUCUAAGCAAGUUAGAUCAAUAAGUAAGCGAGGACAAUGAUAUAACAUUUAAAAUAAAACUCCAAAAGUUGGAAGGUGGUAAAUAUCAUGGCGGAUAAACUCCACGAGUACCAAGGACUGACCGGGAGGUUUCAUUGUGCCCGGGAUCGGUAUAAGGAACGCUGGUCCCAGUGGAAAGAGCAGCACCCACGAGGGAUCAGGGAGGUGUUCGCCGAAACGCUUUUCGGUAUCCCUAACUCUGAUGAUCCGCCCGAAAGAGUCUGGCAGGAUAGCGAGUACAGUGAUAUCUUCAGAAGGAAAAGCAGGAUUGAAUUAAUGCGUAUAUCAGCAGCUGUGAUGGGCAUCGAAUUCUCGUACGCGGGUGAAACAGCGUUCGUCUCUCCAACACUGCUGCAGAUUGGCGUGCCGCACCACCAAAUGACAUUAGUGUGGGCAUUGUCCCCCUUAGUAGGAUUCUUCAUGACGCCUCUACUGGGGUCUUUGAGCGACAGAUGUAGACUGAAAUUUGGCAGGAGAAGGCCGUUUAUCAUUCUUAUGUCCGUCGGAGUGUUUUUGGGUUUGAUCCUGGUACCAAACGGGGAAGCUAUAGGUUACGCGCUAGGAGACGAAGGUCCCGUCAACAGAACACAAGUACCAGCCGUUCUAGGACCAAGAAGUUCAGCUUUAGAACAGGCUGAAGGCAACCAUCAUCCUUGGGGUGUACUCUUUACAAUUUUGGGAACAGUACUUUUAGAUUUCGAUGCCGACGCUUGUCAGAGCCCAGCGAGAGCUUAUCUUCUUGAUGUGACUGUACCAGAGGACCACGCUAAGGGCCUAAGUACGUUUACCGUAAUGGCCGGACUAGGCGGUUUUAUGGGAUAUGCACUCGGCGGAAUCAACUGGGACGAAACUAAAUUAGGCGAAAUAUUCGGGGGUCAUGUAAGAGCGGUUUUUUCGUUGAUAACAAUAAUAUUUGUCAUAUGCGUUACCGCCACCGUGACCAGUUUCAAAGAGAUCCCCUUGGAUGAGCUGAACGAACAGGAGGAGUUCAGAAAAAUGGCACAUAGUGAAAGGGUUCAGGAAAGUUUCGACGAAGACUCUACUAUGGAGAAAAAUGGUAUCAAAAAGGAGAAUUCUGGAUAUGGAGCUGUGGAGCAAAGUGAGGGUGACAUUACUCUAACAGUUCCUGAGAGUGGACAUGGCGAACAUCUCUCGCUUCGUCACUACCUUCGCUCCAUAGUCGUAAUGCCAAAAAGUCUACGCGUGGUCUGCCUCACUAAUCUGUUCUGCUGGAUGGCUCAUGUGUGCUAUUCCUUGUAUUUCACUGAUUUCGUCGGAGAAUCAGUCUUCGGUGGCGACCCUGCGGCGCCUGAGGGAAGUGAAAACCGUAUAAACUACGAGGCUGGUGUGCGUUUCGGUUGUUGGGGCAUGGCUAUGUACUCUCUGUCCUGCGCUUGCUACUCUACUAUCAUCGAGAGGCUUAUAAAGAGGUUUGGGGCUAAGAAGGUAUACGUUGGUGGUCUCUGCACGUACAGUUGCGGGAUGUUUCUUCUGUGUGCGCUGCGCGCGCCGGCCGCCGUCAUUCUCUUCAGCUGGACUGCUGGAGUUAUGUACUCCACGCUCUUCACCAUGCCGUAUUUGCUGGUCGCGCACUAUCACGCUACUGGAAUGUGGGACAGUGCGGGCGGCGGCAGCGGUCAGGAACGCGGCAUCGGCACCGACGUGGCGGUCGUAAGCAGCUGCGUGUUCGUGGCACAACUCCUGGUCUCCUUCAUCAUGGGCUUCGCUGUGAAGGCGUCAGGCUCCACUGCAGCAGUGGUUGCCGUCGCGGCCGCCCUAGCUGCUGCAGCUGCCUUCACUGCAACUAAGAUUACGUAUUUGGAUCUAUAAUCAUAAUCUGUUAAAAUCUAUCUGUAUAUAAAUGGUAGUAAAGUUUUAAUACACUAACGUUAUGCUUAUAAAUUUUGCGAAGGUAAAUAUAGUAAGUGACAAAGUGUAACCAUGUUGUUAAAUGUUUGCGAAUUAACAACAAAAAAUGUAUAACUUAGGUUUAGGUGAAAAAAAUAUUCUAUCCCAAAAGUAAUUUUAAAGCCCCGGGCACUCAAAAACGUUAUAUAUUUAUUGAAUUGAGUGUUCGUUUUAGUAGAAGUUAUAACUCAUAAUGAAAUUAUGUAUAUUGUACAAGAAACAUACAUAAUCAUAGUUUUUAUGCGUAUACUUCAAUAUCGUAAAUCUUCAAAAUAUAUACCUUAAAUUCGUACAAAUUCUAAAGCACUAUCAAAAUAUGUUAAUCAGUAGAUUUUCAGUAAUAAUAUUUUAUGUUUACUAAUGAUUAUGUUUUAUAAAUAACAUCGUAAGUUAGGUUCAACAAAACUUAUUUCAUUGUUUUUUUUUAUGAAUUUAUUGGAUUUGGGUCUGAUGCGUUAAACAAGGUAAAGAUUAAAAAUAUACGUGAGGUAAGGCAUUUAAUAUUGGCAUAAUAAUUGUAAUUGAGAUCACCUUAUCAUCGAUCAUUGUAACCAUUUUUUAUAGCGAAA
Molecule: messenger RNA, 2946 nt
Organism: Manduca sexta (tobacco hornworm)
Lineage: Eukaryota; Metazoa; Arthropoda; Insecta; Lepidoptera; Sphingidae
Gene: lovit
Product: proton-associated sugar transporter A
Exons: 9
Coding region: 518-2299 (593 amino acids)
Cellular component (GO): membrane
Molecular function (GO): sucrose:proton symporter activity
Source: RefSeq, a predicted model, not a curated record